GAAAUUAUUCAAUAUACAAUGUGUAGCCACUUGGAAUGUGAUGCAUGUGGUACACAAAACCAUUCAAUUAAUGCCAUAUGUCAAGAAAUAUAAUAUGUUACUUAUAAGUCUUUUAAUAUUAAUAUAUAAUCUUUAAUUAGAUCUGAUUAAUGAAAACCAAUAAUGAAUUGAUGAACUUUACUUAGAUCUAAUGGCUAUAAAUAGGUCAGCCAUAUUAUACCACUAACCAUCUAAGUGUUUCAUUUCUGUUCAGAAGCAAAUCGAUCUCUUUAUUUUUUCUCGUGUCAUAAAAUAAGAAUCAUGGUGAAGCUUUCCCUCUCAACCAUCUCCAAAGAAGAAAUUUCUCAAACAAUCAAAGUGAACGGUGAGGAAAGGUUGGAUGUUCCAUUUCUUCUGAAACUAGUCGAAAAAAUCAUGUAUACCGCGGCUGGUGAUGAGAAGUACAAAGCAUAUCAGCAUGGAGAGAAGGAAUCCGAGGCUGUCGAUUCCAGCUUUAAGUCACCCUUGUGUACACUCAGAAAGAUUUCAUUUGAAUUGAUGGAUUGCGAUUUCAAGGGUGGAGUUAGAGAAAGGACUCUCGCCAUAACCAACUUGCUAUCGAACUAUCCAUUGGAUGCAAAAGCAGUGCUGAGCGUUGCAGCUUUAGCUCUUGAGUUUGAGGACUUCUGUCGCCUCCAUCAGCACAUAAAUGAUCCAGUUACCUGCUCCAAUAUAUAUUUCUCGCAAGAAUAUUGGAAUUCCGUGGCAAUCUUGAAGAGGGUAACUGCUCCAACCGACCAGCAAAGUCUAUAUGAGCUUAAAAAUCUCGUCGUGGUCAUAUUGGAAGUCACCAGAUCCAUCUUUGAGUUGGAGAAGGUACGUACAAAAUACACUAAUAUACGUACAGACGUACUGGCCGUCGUUUUAACAGUCAUACAAAGGAAUGUAUAUUGGACCAUCGCAACUGUCGUAGCUUGUGCCACUCAAAUUUCAAAGCUCAAAAGCUUCAAGGACCAGCCAUAUGAUCUAUCCCAAUGGCGUGAAUAUCUCAACUCAAUCCACGAAGACCUUAAAAAUAGUAAAAGAAAUUUGGAGCAAGAAAAGGAGAAGGAAGUCCACUUGAAACUCUCUAACAUCCUUGAAAGUUCACAUUAUGAAUCACAUAAUUACCAAAUAACGGAGGUUCUCAAUCUGCUGAUUGAAGGGGACACCAACGUUAAAGUUGAACAGAGAAUCCUGAUUAAAAGUUCCAUCAAUUCCACAGCUGCUAAGAGAAAGCGCAUUGAGAUGCUGAGGACGAAGGACGUGCUUCUGUUAAUUUCGAGCAUGGACAUCUCACAUGAUGAUACGGCGGUUCUCAAAUCGAUUUAUGAACAAAUAGAAAGCAGAAAAUAUAACUAUGAGAUUGUGUGGAUCCCCAUCGUUGAGCAGUGGAAUGUUGAACUUCAUGAAAAAUUUUGCAAUCUUAAGAAUCAAAUGCCUUGGUACGUUUUAGAGUUGGAUUCACAUAUAGCAGGCAUCGAGUUCAUCAAGGAGAAGUGGAACUUCACUGGUAAGACGAUUGCGGUGUUGAUGAAUUCACAAGGGAAGGUGGAAAACCAUAAUGCACUCGAAAUGAUUAGCUUAUGGGGAAUGGAUGCCUUUCCUUUCACUAAGGAAUCUGAACGAACUAUACUACAAAAGGAAAAGAAUUGGCUUCGUCUUGUAACCAAAAACACUCAUCCAAAUAUCGAAACCUGGAUGAAAGAGGAAAAGUACAUUUUCUUAUAUGGAGGCACCGACCAACGUUGGAUCAAAAAGUUCGGAGAAUGCUUAGAAAAUGUCGACUUCACAAAAUUUUCCGACCGCAGGGAAGGGAACAAUGCCGCGGAGCAAAAUGAUGGGUUUAAAGAAGAGCUAUUCUGGAUUCUCAUAGAAAGGUUGAAUUCCAUCAGGGUUGGGGAGGACAACAUUCGUGAUGAUACUGGAAAAGAACUCGAAAAGCUACUUUCCUAUAAAAAAGCAGACAGAUGGGUUUUGCUUAGUAAAGGGCCAAGUGUGAUAAUCUUUGGUCAUGGUACCCUAUUCUUGAGGGCUUUGAAGGAGCUUGUCAAAGUUAGCAGUGGAGAAGGCUUUAAUACUGAGCACACCUUCGAAACCCAAAUGAUCAAGCACUACGAUGAUCAAGUGGUCAUCCAGCAGGAAAUUCAGUCUUUCGGCAUUAAAAUCCGAUAGAUGCAUAUGCAUGCAUCUCCAAGGAAUUACGGUGUAUAUAUAUAUAUAUAUACACAUACAUGUAGCAGCAGCUAUAUAUAUUAACUAGGCAACAGUGCCAUUUUUAGUAUAAUAUAAUUUCUAAAAUAAAGAGCAUCUUUCACUAGGAUGCUAAUGUGAUGCUGCAUAUAUAUAUAUAUAUAUAUAUAUGCACACGGUGAUUCAAUGGCAUGGACAUCUGCACUUUGACGUAACGUGCAGAAUAUAUAACUUAAAGUGGGUAUAAGUAUGCAAUAAAAAAAUAAAAAAAUAAAUUUUAAAAAAACAAGUUUGUGGAAUUUUUUUUUUUUUCAUCUUUU
Messenger RNA from Ziziphus jujuba (common jujube), 2531 nucleotides. Its product is annotated as protein SIEVE ELEMENT OCCLUSION B. Lineage: Eukaryota; Viridiplantae; Streptophyta; Magnoliopsida; Rosales; Rhamnaceae. The transcript has 7 exons. Bases 301 to 2193 code for a protein of 630 amino acids. The record is from RefSeq and is a predicted model, not a curated record. Gene Ontology annotation, biological process: phloem development.